This is a messenger RNA of Ectocarpus siliculosus, 291 nucleotides long. The record is from the annotation of a GenBank genome assembly. Lineage: Eukaryota; Phaeophyceae; Ectocarpales; Ectocarpaceae.
AUGAGUGUAGCGGCCGGCGGCGGCGGCAGCACGGCCCCAUCGCCUUGGCUGGCCAAGUUUGCGAGAUAUGUACAAAGCCGUGCGUGGAAGGGGAUCAAUACCCUUCCCGAGGACCAUGGGACGGAGUGGUUCAGCGACACGUCCCCAGCGGCGGUACAGCGCCGGCUGAAUGAGGCAAGGGCGAACUCGGUCGGUCUGGAUGCCUUGGCGAGACGAGAGAGCGAUGGAGGAGACAACGACGGCCUUAGCGACGGUAGUGGCGCCAGCAGCAGCGACGAGGUUAACGAGUAG